CAGAACACCAUAUCCAGGAAAACAAACACAAAAUGCACAGGUGGACGCGGCCCAGAGAGCAAUCUUUUUCUAGUACAGGCCAUUCGCAUGGCGCUGAUAGAGAAAGUGGAAGAAGCUAUUCGAAUCUCUCGCCAUUGCUUUCUUCUUCCUCUCCUGAUUACGAAGGCUCAUAAUCGCUUCAAAUUUCUUGGAGAUUUGGUGAAGAUAAGAAGAUUCGAAAUUGAGUUUGAAGAAAUCUGUUGGCCACGAGUUCUUCUGUUUCUCAUUCUGAAUUGAGACCAAAGUGACGGAACGAAGUGAUGGUGAGGAUAUUGCCGAUGCCUUCCUUCUUGCGACCUUCCAUUUCAUCAUUUACCUUUGCUGCCGCUUCUCGUUUGCCUCAUUCCCUCACUUCCUACACCCCGACUCGGUCGCUGCCUUCAUUUCCUUUCGGUUUUGCUGUUCCACAGGCACAAUUCUUUGGUUUAAACUCUUCGAAGUUGUUGAAGAAGUGUAAUAACACCAUGAGGGUGACCGUGAAUGGAUAUGCAGCACAGGCUUGCACAACAGCCAGUCCUGAAAAUAUUCUUGAGUGGGUAAAAAAGGAUAAGAGGAGAUUGCUUCAUGUUGUCUAUCGUGUUGGAGAUUUGGAGAGGACCAUAAAAUUCUAUACUGAGUGCCUGGGGAUGAAGCUGCUGCGAAAACGUGACAUACCAGAGGAGAGAUAUACAAAUGCUUUUCUUGGAUACGGUCCCGAAGAGGCUCACUUUGUUAUUGAACUUACUUACAAUUAUGGAGUUGACAAGUAUGAUAUUGGGACUGGGUUUGGGCAUUUUGGUGUUGCAGUUGAAGAUGUUUCCAGGACCGUGGAACUUAUAAAAGCCAAGGGAGGAAAAGUUACCAGAGAACCUGGUCCUGUUAAAGGCGGCAAUACUGUGAUUGCAUUCAUUGAAGACCCAGAUGGUUAUAAAUUUGAACUCUUGGAAAGGGGGCCUACUCCUGAGCCUUUAUGUCAAGUAAUGCUUCGUGUUGGUGAUCUUGAUCGGUCCAUAAAAUUUUACGAGAAGGCUUUUGGCAUGGAACUUCUAAGGAAGCGUGAUAAUCCAGAGUACAAGUAUACGAUUGCAAUGCUGGGAUAUGGCCCUGAAGAUAAAAAUGCUGUACUGGAGUUAACAUACAACUAUGGAGUUACUGACUAUGAAAAAGGGAAUGGUUAUGCCCAGAUUGCAAUAGGCACAGAUGAUGUCUAUAGAACUGCAGAAGCAAUAAAACUCUUCGGGGGGAAGAUCAUCCGAGAACCUGGACCAUUACCUGGUAUCAACACCAAAAUUACUGCAUGCUUGGAUCCUGAUGGCUGGAAGACGGUUUUUGUAGAUAACAUUGAUUUUCUGAAGGAGUUGGAGUAAGUGAGAGAGUGGUGGGAUUACUACUGCCUGCAAGAAGGGAUUCAACCCCAGCUUGAACUUGAAAAUAAUUGUUUAUGCUUGCGUCUAGUUUUGCCCCGACUGAAUAUAGAAAUCUUGUCUUGUAUAUGCCCCAUGUUGUCUCGAUAGUGUUAGGUAUUAGGCUUGAAAUAAUGAUGAUGAUCGAGUGUAUUUUUAGGAUUUGAAACAUUUUCCUACAUGAGUUAUAAUGAAAUAACUUGCAGUUCAAUGUAA
Cucumis melo (muskmelon) is the source of this 1637-nucleotide messenger RNA. RefSeq names its product probable lactoylglutathione lyase, chloroplastic. The record is from RefSeq and is a predicted model, not a curated record. NCBI's taxonomy places the organism in Eukaryota, Viridiplantae, Streptophyta, Magnoliopsida, Cucurbitales, Cucurbitaceae. The transcript has 9 exons. Gene Ontology annotation, molecular function: lactoylglutathione lyase activity; metal ion binding. Gene Ontology annotation, cellular component: cytoplasm. Bases 300 to 1385 code for a protein of 361 amino acids.